This is a messenger RNA of Chilo suppressalis (striped riceborer), 729 nucleotides long. The record is from the annotation of a GenBank genome assembly. NCBI's taxonomy places the organism in Eukaryota, Metazoa, Arthropoda, Insecta, Lepidoptera, Crambidae.
AUGGGAGGUGCAAAGCGAAGCUAUAUUCCUAUGCGAAGCCAACUGAUCAAGCUAAUUGGAAAGUUUUUGACCAUCGACGAUUCGAGCCGCUCUGAAGCUGAAACUGGAAUGCAACCCAAAGUUGAUAACAGUACUCCAUGUGAGUCUCAACCUUAUAAAACCGCGCCUGCGCUUUAUAAAAAUAACUAUUUUCUUAAAAUUUUCCGGAUUUUUGCUAAAAGCACCAUGUCGCACACGGUUACGAUAACGCGAACAACUGCCGUCUCUACCGGCACAGCCGUGUAUGUCAACAGCGGUUACUUGAGCACUACUCCUGGACUACUGAAACUUGCUCAGCUGUUGCUUGGCGCGGCUUGUGUGGGAGUGGUUGGAUAUUACAUGGACCACGGGAACUACUAUUAUACAGUGUCUCCUAAAGCAGAGCUGUUCUAUUUGCUGGUUGCCGUGGCAUUCCUGAUAGGCACUUUCUGUCUCUUCACUGCUUGUCUGGUGUCACUUUCCACUGCAUCAAUAAUUUCCAAAACUAUUUAUGAGCUGAUAUACCAUGGGGUCGCCUUCAUCAUGUACCUCGCGUCGGGGCUCACCCUCAUGAUAGAGGUCAACCAUUAUAAGAACAACUACGGUCGCAACUACGAACCCUAUUUAGCAGCUGCGAUCAUGGGACUAGUCAUGGCUGUUUUGUACUUACUGAGUACGUUUUUCGCGAACCGUUCCUACCGAGGCAUAUAA